Messenger RNA from Perca fluviatilis (European perch), 3041 nucleotides. RefSeq names its product ubiquilin 4 (gene ubqln4). The record is from RefSeq and is a predicted model, not a curated record. Gene Ontology annotation, cellular component: cytosol. Bases 36 to 1166 code for a protein of 376 amino acids. NCBI's taxonomy places the organism in Eukaryota, Metazoa, Chordata, Actinopteri, Perciformes, Percidae. Gene Ontology annotation, molecular function: polyubiquitin modification-dependent protein binding. The transcript has 7 exons. Gene Ontology annotation, biological process: ubiquitin-dependent protein catabolic process.
AACACAGAAGAAGAAGGAGGAGUAAAGCAGUAAAGAUGGCGGAAAAUAACAGCACGGAACGUACGGAGGAUGCCAACAUGGAUAAAAAUGUUGCUCCUGGAGAAUCUUUGAUGGUGAUCACCGUCAAAACCCCCAACGGAAAAGAGGAAAUUUCGAUUUCAGAGGAUUCUUCUGUCUCCCAGUUCAAACAGGAGGUGUCCAAAAAGUUCGAGGCCCCGCAGGACCAGCUGGUCUUGAUAUUUGCAGGAAAGAUUCUGAAAGAUGAGGAUUCUUUAAACCAGCACAAAAUCAGAGAUGGCAUGACCGUUCAUCUUGUCAUCAAGACUGCACCGAAAUCAACAGGUGAUGGAACAUCUCAGACAAGUUCCAGUUCUGCAGCGCCUCAAAAUAGCAGCAGCAGCACCAACGCCACUGUAGCAGACAGAGCUGGAAGUGGCACGAGUCAGACACCAACAGAGCCUGCUAAUGCAAUGAGUGGACUCGGUGACCUGUCCGGCUUGUUAGGCAUGGGCAUGCGUUCAUCCAGCUUCAUGGAGAUGCAGCAGCAGGUGCAGAGUCAGCUGAUGUCCAACCCACAGAUGAUGUCGCAGAUGAUGGGCAGCCCCCUGGUCCAGAACAUGAUGUCCAACCCAGACCUGAUGAGACAGAUGCUCGCAGGCAAUCCCCAGAUGCAGCAGCUCGUGGAACGGACCCCGGACGUCUCCAGCAUGUUCAGCAACCCUGACCUCAUGAGACAGAUGCAGAAUCCUGAAACACUGUCGAUGCUGACCAACCCCAGAGCCAUGCAGGCCCUGAUACAGAUCCAACAGGGCCUGCAGACCUUACAGACAGAAGCCCCGGGAUUCAUGUCCAGAUUGUCUCCCGGAGGUCUCGCGGUUCCUCCAGCCACAGGGGGCAGCAUCCCCCCAGAGAUCCCUCAGCCGCCUGCCAUGGCAACCGGAUCCAGUCCCCUCUCAGCCACCAGUUCCUCUCAGCAGCAGCUCAUGCAGCAGAUGUUACAGAUGUUUGCAGGCGGAGGGCCAUCACUCCAGACCCCGGAGGUUCGUUUCCAGCAGCAGCUCGACCAGCUCAACACCAUGGGCUUCAUCGACCGCCAAGCCAACCUGCAGGCACUCAUCGCUACGGGAGGGGACGUCAACGCCGCCAUCGAAAGACUGUUGGCCUAACCCACUCAUUUCCUUCUCGGGGUUGAGGGUGGAAGACUGGUAGAGUUGGGGACUGGCAUGGGCGAUUUGAAAUAAGUUAAUACAUAAACACCAUCCUACAUCAAAUAAAUAAGUCUGACCUGACACCCAGAUAGACGCAGUGGUAUUCCAAUCACUUGUUAUCUCUUCAGCUGAUCUGUAAAUCAUAGGAAGGAUAAACCGGGGAGGAUGGGAAAUCCUAGUGGAAGGAUGUUGUUGGUUUCUAACAGAAGUGCUCCUAUGCUAAAGCUAAAAGCCACGUCAGAUAAGAUAUGAUAAGCCUUUAUUGAUCCUAAAGGGGAAAUUCAGGUGUUGCAGCAGCACAAAGACCGAAACAAUUACAUAUAAAUAGAAAAGUAAAAAUAAAGCAAAUAAUAGGUAUAUACAACUACUAAACUGUGACAUGUGAAUUUCCCUCCGGGGAUAAAUAAAUGUGUGUAUAUAUAUAUAUAUAUAUAUAAAUGUAUCUAUCUAACACUAUCUAGCUUGCAAUUAAAGACAAAGUUAUGAGGUAACUAAGUGACAAAUUAAGGUGACAAGUUACAAGGUGAAGUGACACGGUUGAUUGAUAGCAGCCUGUCUAGUAUAUAUGUAAAGAAUGUACACCAGAAUAAUAUAUACUGUGAUUAACUGAUGGAGUGUAUGUAGUACUGCUACAGAGAAAUAACGCAACAACUCUCCUUGUCACGACCAAUGAGUUCCUCCUGCCAGGCCAGUCGGAGAUGAAUUCAGACAUGACAAGUGCUCAUUCACUGGAUGUCUGCACAAAGUUACCAAGGAAUUCAUUCUAAUAGUUACUAAUUUUCCAUUCAUUUUAACAGAUUUUAUGUGGUGGUUGUUGUUGUAGUGAUGAGAUGAUGGUCUUCUGUGCGCUCAUCUUGUUUUUACAUGUUUUUUUUGUUUGUUUUUUUUUUCUUUCAAUUCUCUUGCCUGGUAUUUAUUUAAGUUAUCUCUUCAUGGAACUUUUUCACCGUGGCAGGUUCGUGACACCUUGUAUUUCUCCCCCAAAAUGUUUCUCAGUACUGAUUCUUGUGGUGGUUUGCUCUGCUGCCUAAAUGUUUAGAAGGAGGACAAAGUGAAAGUUUUCGGACUGUAGGACCAAGUGUGUGUAAUGUGUGUGUGGAUGAGGGUUGGACAAUGUGACAUUUAAAGAUAGUGAGAAGAUAGAGACCUUUCAACUGGUAGAUAAUUUGCUACAUUGAGGUAGUCUUUGGAACGGGUUGAUUGGACCCCAAACGGCUAUAGAUUUAUUAUGAUGCUGUUUAGGUAGGACAAAUAUUAAAUUAAUAUUCUAACUCAUUGUACCCUGAAAUAACUUACAAAAGGCCCCAAAGCACUUAAAACAUGUUCAUCUCAACCGUAUACUACUUAUUGUUUACUUCAGAGGAAAACAUUGUACUGCUACAUUUAUCUGACUGAGAAAUGUAACCAGUUACAUUACAGAUUCAGAUUUUACUCACAAAGUAAUUAAUUAAAAUAUGAUGCAUUGUUAUUAAUUAAGCUAUCCAUCUUGAAAUUUAGAUUUUCAAUUGCUCUGUUUAAUAUCUCUAGUUGUAUUGCCGAUAGUGUUUCCAGACUGUGAUAUUGGAUUUACAGAAUUUUCCUGGAAUACAUUUGUUAGGUUUUUCAUUUGCAGAAUUAGCCGAAACGGUCAUUUCCAUCAGAUUGUUUUAAUCUAUAAAUUAUUCUACAAUCACAAUAUAGCCUUAAAAUUUACAUAUACCAUGUCAGAGGUUCAUAUCACCCACCACUAGUAUACACCGUCAUUGAAAUUUACUUUCUUAGCCAACAGGUGUGGUUCAAGUUGAUUUCCUGUAGACGAACUGUGUAAAAGUAAAUAAAGUAAAUACACUUGCA